This is a messenger RNA of Ceratosolen solmsi marchali, 3802 nucleotides long. RefSeq names its product SH3 domain containing ring finger posh (gene POSH). Lineage: Eukaryota; Metazoa; Arthropoda; Insecta; Hymenoptera; Agaonidae. The transcript has 14 exons. Bases 370 to 3078 code for a protein of 902 amino acids. Gene Ontology annotation, molecular function: protein binding. The record is from RefSeq and is a predicted model, not a curated record.
UAUUACAUACGCUAGUAGAUUAAUAAGAUAGAUAGAGCCCGGAUUGGAAUGGCACGGUACACCGCGUGCCACUGCAGCCUUCACCAAAUGGAGCACUGACUCACGCACUAGCUUCUGUCCAUUGUGAUAUUUUUAAGAGAAGUGAACAUUUAUUGCUGGGUGCAUUCAAGCAGUGAUACUACAGCAGCCCUGCAUUUAAGAAAUUAAUCGUUUGCUUCUGAUAAGAGCAGUGUUCAUGUAUUUAUUUCUUGCUCCUACCCUCCCAUAGUCUUGAUUCUAUGGAUGAUGGGUCAUUUAGGCCAAGGAAUUGCUUUAGAUAAUAAAUAGAGUCGAAUCUCAAUUAAAAUUAAGAAAACUUUGCAGAGGACGAUGGAUGAGUGUAUGCUAAAUGAUCUUUUGGAGUGCUCAGUAUGUUUGGAGCGUCUGGAUACAUCCAGUAAGGUAUUGCCAUGUCAGCAUACCUUUUGUAAAAAGUGCCUAGAAGAGAUACUUAUUACUCAUAGAGAGCUCCGUUGCCCCGAAUGUCGAGUUCUCGUUAAUGCUAAAGUCGACGACUUGCCACCCAAUGUUCUUCUGAUGAGGAUUCUGGAAGGCAUGAAAAAUGCCACUCCAAAAGGCAAUAAAACUCCUCAAAGGAUCAAUAAUACUCCUCAGAGAUUACAAGGUGGCCAUCAAGUCACUCCAACCAGUCUUACUGUGAUUCCAAAUCCACCAGUUGCAAUAGUCACACCAGAAUCUGCGCAACAAGUAGUUGCUAAGCAAGUUCACCUUUAUAAUCGACCAUAUGGGCGUGCCAUUUAUGAUUAUGUCUCAAAAGUUCCAGGGGAUUUAAGCUUUAGAAAAGGUGAUAUCAUUAUAUUAAGAAAAAAAAUUGACAACAACUGGUAUCUUGGAAAAUGUGGAGCUAAUCAUGGUGUUUUUCCUCUAUCUUAUGUCCAAGUAAUAACUCCUUUGCCUCCUCAUGUUCCUCAAUGUAAAGCUCUCUAUGACUUCAGAAUGUCAAACGACGAAGAAGAUGGUUGUCUUACUUUUAAUAAGGGCGAAGUGAUUAGUGUCAUUAGAAGAGUCGAUGAGAACUGGGCAGAAGGUAAACUCUUAGAUCGAAUAGGAAUCUUUCCUUUGGCUUUUGUAGAAUUGAAUAGCGUUGCUAGAGCACUAAUGAAACUCUCCACAAACGUUCAACCAGGACCAUCGAAAGUAGCUCCACCAACCCCAACGAACGAAGAAACCACUCCGCUGAUACCCACCGAUCAUACACGCACAGUACAGACAUCCAAUCAGCCAAGACAACAUCCCACAUUGGCGGCGGUAGUGCCAACCUACGAGUCGAGUCCGAAUGUAUCAUCGGGCGGCAGCUCGACGACGACCUCGUCACCCGUGAUAACGAGUCCCAGCUCCGGUAGUUCGAGCACGACGCCCAGCAGCCCCAGCAGCCCGGCCAUUUCGCCGCCUACGGUGGCCAACCGACACAGCAGAAAGAGGCACAGCUUCACCGGAGUCAAGAGCGCCCAUCAGCUAAACCCUCAGCAGUGGCACAGCGCCGAGAUAUUGAGUCUUGCCGUCGAUGCGGCUCUCGCUGGCGGUGAGGCUCCCACCAACGAUCCCACUUGCAGCUCCAAUCAGGCGGGCCCGAAUUUCGGUCCCAAAAAUCCACGCCAUAAGCGCAGCGGCAGCAACGACCUGAUGCUCUCGCAGUCAUGGAUGCUGAGCACCACACCAGUGACAACGCCGGGUAUAGGGAGCGCCGGUAGCAAGACGACGAGCUCCUCGAACACCUCCAGUGGGAAAUUGCCAGCCGUUUACAUUGCCCUCUAUCCUUACAAGCCACAGAAAUCCGACGAGUUGGAGCUUAGGAAGGGCGGUAUCUACAUGGUCACGGAAAAGUGUCAGGACGGCUGGUUCAAGGGCACCUCUAAUCGCACCCAAAAGUGCGGCGUCUUCCCGGGCAAUUACGUCGCUCCAGCAAUAUGUCAACGAACGGUAUGUCGAUCAUCCAAUAGUGCACCACCACAGAGCAGUUCCUCGCCGUUUUCUCAAGCAGGCGGCACGGAUAAUCGCAUGUCCGUAGUCUAUACUAAAGCCAAGGGUGGUGUUCCGCAACCAUACAACCUCGGUAAAUUAGCGCCUCCCGAACUGCCACCUCGCGCUUUAAGCCCCGAGUCAGUCGGAACUAACGUCUGGCAUCCGCAGAGGCAACAGAGUACGACGCAGAGUCCUCCAAGAUUACCCGAUCAAACUGUGCCAAUCGCAUCCACUGGCCGAAACUAUAAUUCUGGUGGCGCGUCCACAAUAUUUUAUUCGCCAGGUAAACUGCCUGCGGCUGUAACUGUUGUUACUGGUACAACAGUCACUACAACAACAUCCGUUAAUGAUUCCAAUAAAAAUUCUUAUCAAACAACAUCGAUUUCUUUAACUGCGUCUACUUCGGCUACGACAUCGAAACCCACAGAGAAAGUAAAAGAAAAAAAGGAAAAGGGUGUAUCGCUGAUGCGUCGUUUAACUAGUAUUAAAAAAUCAAAAUCUCCGCCUCCAUCAACUUAUUCGAUGGAUAAUCCAGUCUUUGAUGAUGGCAAUACAAGUCAAUCCUUAUUGAUCAAUCCAAUUCAUGUUCGGUCAGGGUCGUGUCCAAGUCAGUUGCUCCAGCUGGGAGUCGCACAGGAUAUUAAUGGUUCUGCAAACAAUCACCAUCGCAUGUAUCCUGGACAAGGUCAUGUCACGACCUCGCAACGAAUCAAGCACAAAGAGAGACCCUCCUUACCCGCAAACUUCCUCCAGAGGUCUACUGAAACCGGUGGCAAUGUUACGAGUACAAUGAGUAAUCAUCAUCGUAAAAGUAAUUCAUUGGAUGCUGGAACGGGCAAACAAGUUAAACAACAAAUUUCAACGCGAGAUCGGGAGCGCGUCUACAGAUUUCGCUGCAUCGUGCCAUACCCACCAAACAGCGAAUUCGAGUUGGAGCUGCGUGUCGGGGACAUCAUCUACGUGCACAAGAAGCGCGACGAUGGCUGGUACAAGGGAACGCAGCAACGCACCGGGCGCACGGGACUCUUCCCCGCGAGCUUUGUCGAAGCCUUCUGAGAUCCGGCGACGCCCGCUCUCGUGCUCGAGACGUGCAUUUAAGAGGACAAGAGGAUGAGAAAAGCCUUAGGAACACCGAGAAAAGAAGAGAGCGUUGCCGUUAAGUGUUGCCGACACUGUACCAUGUGAGACAUUUGCGAGGACGUUUUUGUUUUUCGUUUAAUUGGUAUCUUCGAGAAUCGAAACGUCGAAACAAAUCCUCAUCGAGGAUUUUAUUUAAAAUAAAUUUAUUUUUCCACCGUGUUCAUAUGUAUAUUGCAGUAUUAACAAUUACUUUUCAAAGUAUGCGUGUAAGUGUUUGAUUAGCUUUCGACUAAUUUACUAAAUUAGUUUUGUAGAAUUACUAGUGCGGACUUUCUAAGGACAUAUACUUGCCUUAAUUUUCGGUUGAAAAAUUGCCAACUAACGACCGAACUAAUUAGAUUGAUUUUCAACAAUCGAUAAUAUGUACAUACGAAUUGGAGGUAAUUUUGCAUUAUGUCACCUUAAUUGCGAAUCAUGUUUAAAUCACAAUUCAAGAUUGUAGAGCGAUUUUUCUUACUUGAAAAUCGAUUCCCAGCAAUUUGUCGAUUAAGGUUCCUAGUCUUAGUGUUCUAUAAAAUGUUGAACGAAAAUGAGAGAGCGAGCGAGACGAGCAAAGUCGCUGCUAAUAAGAUAGUUUAUACUUCAAUCAUGUAGAAUGCAUAUUGGUAAGAUAUAAAGGAAAAAUGAGAGCGAUUAAAGG